Saccharomycodes ludwigii is the source of this 1200-nucleotide messenger RNA. RefSeq lists its product as uncharacterized. Lineage: Eukaryota; Fungi; Ascomycota; Saccharomycetes; Saccharomycodales; Saccharomycodaceae. The transcript has a single exon. The record is from RefSeq and is a predicted model, not a curated record. The coding region runs from base 1 to 1200 and encodes 399 amino acids.
AUGCAUAGAAAGAUUCAAUAUAUCCCCUUCCUAUCUCAAACUGAGGAUAUGGAGGCAUAUAUAUCUCAAUAUAGAGAUAUGAAACAAUUACCAUAUAGUUUUCAAAAAAAUAACAGUAUGAACUUUAAAAAUAACGCUGCUGCACAACAUAAUCAGUCGUACAACAACAACAUUCAUAGUAUUCAUCACCAUAUUCAGGAAAAUGCCGGUGCCAUUACUAGCAAUGGGCCAGGUCAACAACCAUAUGGAAUUUCCUUUAAUCACAAUGGAACUAGAAAUGCAAUUUUAAAUGUGAAUGCUCCUUCUGUUCCUAAUAACGGUACCAAUAUUAAAUUAGGUUAUGAUGCUUAUUUAGUUGCUCAACGUUCUUCCAUGAAUUCUCCACUAUUGUCAACUACUAAUUCUAAUUCUGCCACUGUUCCUACUAAUACACUAAACAAUAUUGUAUUAAAUUCAUCCUCGGCAGCUUCUUCUUCUUCUUCAAUUGUAGGACCACCAGAUCAUAUGAUUUCUCCACACCAACCUUCCAAUUUGGUCGUGCUCAAUGAUUAUUCUGGAUUAUCACAACACCCGCAACAAGUUUGCUAUAAUCAUAACAGUAAUAAUACUAAUAGUGGUAAUAGUAGUAAUAAUGCUACCGGUAACAUUGGCCUACCAUACAAUACUGCCAAUAAUAAUAUCUCUAUGGAUUUCAUUCAGAAUCAUCGGGUACAACAUUCUAUAAAUGAACAACAGAAUCUUUAUCCAUAUUCCAGUAUCAAUAUUGGUAACAACAGUAAUAAUAACGGCACUGGUAACAUGAUGACCCGUACUGCAUCGGAUAUGGCAUUUAACACUAAUGCUCAUCAUAAUUCAACUAAUUUAUCUUACAUGGGCAGUAAUACUCAAGGCAAUGGGUAUUCUGGCAAUAAUAACAACGGCAGCAUUCAUUAUCCUCCUACUUCAGAAUAUAUUGAUAAUGUUAACAUGGCUACUACAUUUAAUAACAGCACUAAUAAUAUGACCAAUUUUGUACAAAAUUCAAUAGGUGCUGUUAAUAGUACCAAUGGUAUUCCAACUUCCAGUAGCCCUACGCCUGGUAUGAAUAGUUCUAGUAACAAUAAUAAUAAUGGAUUUUUUGCUCCAAUAAGUACUUCUGGUUCUUCUUCUUUAAUGGGAUCACUAAAAAUUUGGAACACUGAUAUGAGUGUUUGGAGCUAA